GCCUGAGAGCAAGGCGGGCAACUUCAGAGCUUUGCCUUACACUGUAAGGCUUACAGUAUAGCUGCUUUGUUUAUCUCCACUGGCUGUUCUUCGAUACAUCUGGCGGUUCUUUGAGAAAGAGCAGCUGAGGGACUGCGGAGCAGAAAAUUGUUCUGUGACACCAUCUUUGCAGUGCAGUGAGGAUCUUGUGUACAGUGUAAGCAUGGGGUCGUGCUGGUGGGGGCCUCUGGCCAUCCUCCUGGCCAUGAUGUCAUCAUCAUUGUCAUGGGCCUCCAGGGAUCGAGAGUGGGCUAACCACGGGGCGUCCAUGUUCGCCGACCUCACCCCUCGCGAGAUGCGCGCCGUCCGGGACUUCCUGCACGAGCAAAAGGAGCUGGGCCUGACCCUGGCCAAGAGUGCGGCCCUCAGCAAGAACAGCAUCCUGCUCAUGGAGCUUCACGUGCCCCGCAAGCACGAGGCCCUCCGUGCCCUGGACCGAGGCCAGGCCAAGCCCCCUAGGCAGGCGCGGGUGGUGGUGCAGUUCGGCAACCAGGCCCAGCCCAACAUCACGGAGUACAUCGUGGGGCCUCUGCCCUUCCCCAAGUCCUUCGAGGUCAAGACCUUCAAAGGCGGCCGGCCGAUCCCUUUCGAGUCGAGACCCAUCACCACGGUGGAGUACGACCACCUAGUCAAGGUGUUGGAACGCGUGGCGGAGAAGGCUCGGCGACUUCUCCACGAGACCUCGGGCUUCACGUUCACCGACUGCGGGGACCGCUGCCUGACCUUCUCGGACAUCGCGCCGCGAGGGCUGGCCGCCGGUGAGCGCCGCACCUGGGUCAUGCUGCAGAAGUUCGUGGAGGGCUACUUCAUCCACCCUGUGGGCCUCGAAGUGCUCAUCAACCACCGCGACCUGGAUCCUACCAAAUGGACCGUGGACAAGGUGUGGUACAACAGCCAGUAUUUCGACAGUGUCGAAGAGCUGAUGGAGGGGUACGACAAGGGCACCGUGGAGAAGGUCAAGCUUCCAGAGCACGACCCCAACGACCUCUACUCGACCUUCAUUCCCCGGGGUCGUUCGAACACGCCUAGCAACAUACACGGACCUAAGCUGGUGGAGCCGCAGGGGCCGCGCUACCACGUGGACGGGAACUUUGUGGAGUACGCCGGCUGGUCUUUCGCGUUCCGCGUCCGCUCCUCUGCGGGACUGGCGAUCUUUGACCUGCGCUUCAAUGGCGAGAGGGUGGCUUAUGAAGUCAGUUUGCAGGAAGCUGUCGCCUUCUACUCGGGCGAUACCCCGGCUGCCAUGCAGACCAAGUACAUUGACGCCGGCUGGGCCAUGGGAACGUCCGACUUUGAACUCGCGCCCGGCAUAGACUGCCCAGAGAUCGCCACCUUCAAGGACAUGUACCACUACUACGACACAGACAAGCCGGUGCGCUUCCGCAACGCGCUCUGCAUCUUCGAGAUGACCACGGCCAUGCCGCUCAGGAGGCAUUUCAACAGCGACUUCAAGGGAGGCUACAACUUCUUUGCCGGCCUUGAGAACCACGUGCUGGUGAUAAGGACUACCUCCACCGUGUACAACUACGACUACAUCUGGGACUUCCACUUCUACCAGAACGGCGUGAUGGAGGCCAGAGUCAGUGCCACUGGAUACAUCCACGCUACCUUCUUCACGCCCAACGGCCUGAACUAUGGCACCAAGGUCUACAGCUAUGUACUGGGCAACCUGCACACCCACCUCAUCCACUACAAAGUAGACCUGGACAUUGCUGGACGGGAAAACAACUUUGAAUCUAUCGACCUGAAGUUUGUGAACGUGUCCAACCCAUGGAGUCCCGGGCACGUCUACCAGCAGGCCGCCCUGUUCAAGACGCAACACGAGACGGAGCGCAGUGCCGCCUUCCGAUUCGGGAAGAAGUUCCCACGCUACGUACACUUCUACAACCCCCACCGGGAGAACAAGUGGGGGCAUAAGAAGGGCUACCGCAUCCAGUUCAACUCCCACGGCCGCAGCGUCCUGCCCAAGGGAUGGAAGGAGGAGAAUGGCAUCAGCUGGUCAAGAUAUCCUUUGGCAGUGACAAGGCACAAGGACAGCGAAGCCCAAAGCAGCAGCAUAUACACACAGAACAACCCGUGGGAGCCCACCGUGUCCUUUGAAGACUACAUCCGCAAUAACGAGAACAUCACAGAGCAAGACCUGGUCGCCUGGGUAACGGUCGGUUUCCUGCACGUGCCUCACUCCGAAGACAUCCCGAACACUGCGACGCCCGGCAACGCGGUCGGCUUCUUCCUGCGACCUUACAACUUCUUCGACGAGGACCCGUCGCUCGCGUCGCGGAGCACGAUCAUCGUGCGGCCGGGUCCAGACGGCCAACCCAAGAUCCAGAGGUGGACUCCAGAGGUGGUCGGUCACUGUGUCACGGAAAAGCCGUUCACGUACAACGGCACGUACGCUGGAGUGUGACACUAUCAAUGACACUCAUUUGUGGUGCUACCUAAUGGACCAACAUUGUUUUGUUUAUUCAUGUAAAUAGUAAGUGGUCCGUGAGAGUUGCAGUGAAAUUCGAAGCAUAUUCGGGCACAUAUCACAUCUCCACACAUAAACAAAUAAGCCUCUUGGUUCCAAUACUGAGAGUAACAGUGAUUUCACCCCUCAGACAAUUACUGGAAUUUCAUGAAAUCAUAUUCGAAACAUAAUAACAAAUAAAUCAAUUCAGCUGGGAUUGAUCACUCUGGGUUUCUUUUUAAUGCACUGUGGCCAAAAAAGCCUCUCCAACAUCUAAAUCACAGCAAUGUGUCUCCUGACAACUGGUGUCAUAACUGUCUUAUGAGCGAAGUGGGGAGCUGGGACUGAGGUUUUAGCGCUUGACGUGAGCAGUCUCCAUGGGCCAGACUUAACACCUCGGAGCAUCCAGGAUGCAGGAACCAGGAUCCGCCUGCCUCCCUGCCUAUUUUCCCCCUGUGAGCUUAGCUUUGGGGCCGGAAUCGUUUGGGAAGGUCUGUGUGCUGUGCUGUGCCGGGAACGCUUUAGCCUCACCACGGACACGGGGCUAUCUGUAAACAAUGUGCUACUGCUGCAUCCGGAUCUCCAGGCAAACAGUCCAGGAUUUUUACCUGGGUGGUUACCCAGGGAGACCAGCCAGGGCCUUUAAUGUUUGACAGUG
Messenger RNA from Engraulis encrasicolus (European anchovy), 3146 nucleotides. RefSeq names its product amine oxidase copper containing 1 (gene aoc1). NCBI's taxonomy places the organism in Eukaryota, Metazoa, Chordata, Actinopteri, Clupeiformes, Engraulidae. Gene Ontology annotation, molecular function: quinone binding; diamine oxidase activity; copper ion binding. Bases 203 to 2446 code for a protein of 747 amino acids. The transcript is spliced from 7 exons. The record is from RefSeq and is a predicted model, not a curated record. Gene Ontology annotation, cellular component: plasma membrane. Gene Ontology annotation, biological process: amine metabolic process; response to antibiotic.